Arabidopsis lyrata subsp. lyrata is the source of this 1287-nucleotide messenger RNA. Its product is annotated as PRA1 family protein F4. Gene Ontology annotation, cellular component: Golgi apparatus; endoplasmic reticulum. NCBI's taxonomy places the organism in Eukaryota, Viridiplantae, Streptophyta, Magnoliopsida, Brassicales, Brassicaceae. The transcript has a single exon. The record is from RefSeq and is a predicted model, not a curated record. Gene Ontology annotation, biological process: vesicle-mediated transport. Bases 618 to 1178 code for a protein of 186 amino acids.
AUAAAUCACUUUCUACAACUAGCUGAACAAUGUCAACUCUUCGCUUUUUUGGGUAGAUGCUUAGUUUUGUGUCUCCUUAUAUAUAAUUGGGCCUUACAAUUGUAGCCCAUGUAAUUCUAAACGGACGCCGUAAGAUAUGUAACACUACUAGCCUGUCACACAUGUUGUACGCGCAGCUCCCUUCGGCGCUUAGCACCACCGCUAAACUCGCCGCCGGUUAGUACAAGAAGCAAGCCGGUGAAAAUGGCGUAUCACCAACCAUAGUAUAUCAACCUCAUUCUCAUCCCCAUAAUCUUGUUAACUCAAAUACACUGGACGGGGCAGACCAAGUUUCUCUAAUUCGAUUUGAUCAGACAUUGACCAAACUGAUACAAUUUCUAACGCUACAAUAUUUUUUUAUAACAUCACCCUACAUUAUUGUAAUAGUAUCACAAAUUUUCUGUGGAAACUAAUCUUGAUAUAAUGUAAUAAACAUCAUCCAAUUUAUUUUGUUUUAUUCCAUAUGCAAAUGUGUAUCACCUAAAAAUUCAAGAGACCUUCAUUUACUCUAUAUACAGAGCCAAAACUAUAAAUCAGGACAGUUUUACAUUAUUUCUAUCUAGUCCUCUGACUAAAUAAUGACGAACAACAACGCGAUUCCGACGUCGUCAUCUCCGGCAGUGAAUCACGAGUCUAUCUCACGCGCCAAGCAACAUAUCAAAGACGGACUAGCCACGCGCCGCCCCUGGAGGGUGAUAUUCGAUGUCCACUCCAUGGGACUACCUCACAACGUCUCCGAUGCUUUCACAAGAACCAAGACGAAUCUUGCUUACUUCCGGAGUAAUUACGCAAUCGUAGUCUUGAACGUCAUCUUCUUCAGCUUGAUUUGGCAUCCGACAUCGCUCAUCGUCUUCGCAGGCUUGGUUUUCCUAUGGAUCUUCCUUUACUUCCUCCGUGACGAGCCUCUCAAAGUGUUCCGAUUUCAGAUCGACGAUCGUGCGGUCCUGAUUGGUUUAUCGGUUAUAACCAUCGUUCUUCUCCUGUUGACCAACGCGACGUUUAAUAUUGUUGCGGCGUUGGUGGCCGGAGCUGUGUUGGUUCUGAUCCAUGCGGUGGUUAGGAAGACGGAGGAUCUUUUCUUGGAUGAAGAGGCAGCGACGACUGAAACGUCAGGACUGACGUCACACCCUUCGUCUUAAAACAAUCGAUCUCGAAUUUUAUGUAUAUUAUAUUGUUUUUGAUAAUCUUGUGUAAUAAUUUAUAGUGUAAGUUUGGUUUUGAUCAAUUGAUCCCUUUUUGAGUUUUGAA